Messenger RNA from Corvus hawaiiensis (hawaiian crow), 1440 nucleotides. RefSeq names its product joining chain of multimeric IgA and IgM (gene JCHAIN). Gene Ontology annotation, cellular component: pentameric IgM immunoglobulin complex. The coding region runs from base 17 to 499 and encodes 160 amino acids. Lineage: Eukaryota; Metazoa; Chordata; Aves; Passeriformes; Corvidae. Gene Ontology annotation, biological process: humoral immune response. The record is from RefSeq and is a predicted model, not a curated record. The transcript is spliced from 4 exons. Gene Ontology annotation, molecular function: immunoglobulin receptor binding.
AAGAAGGGAAGGCGAGAUGAAGAGCUCUUUGUUGCUGUGCGUGGCCUUGGCUGUCUCCUUGGGGAUCGUCCUUGUGGCAGGUUAUCCAGUGGGCCCCACCAAUGCAGAGUACGUGCUGGUCAGUAAUAAGUGUCAGUGUGUAACAGUGACCUCAAAGUUUGUCCCCUCCAAAGAAAAUCCUGAUGAAGAAGUCCUGGAAAGAAACAUCCGCAUCAUAGUCCCCCUGAAGGCUCGGGAGAACAUCUCUGACCCCUUGUCCCCGCUCAGGACCACUUUUGUCUACCGCUUGAGUGAGCUCUGCAAAAAUUGUGACCCUGUAGAAAUAGAGCUGGGUGGGGGGAUCCACCAGGCCCAGCAGGGCAACUCCUGCGAGGAACCGCAGACCUGCUACACCUACGACAGGAACGAGUGCUACAGCUCCCCUGUGCCACUCCUGUACCACGGGGAGGUGAGGCAGGUUCCAGCAGCUCUGACGCCGGCCUCCUGCUUCGCCGAGUAGCUCAGCUCUCUGCUGUGCUAGAGCCUUGGUGCCCCCCUGUUCCUCUCCAAAAUGUAUGUAUAGCACCACAGUACCUGGAUGACAGCACCCAAAUGCCAGCUCCUACAGUAACCCAACUUGUCUCCUCCCAUUUCCAACCUCAGACUCGUGCCAUCUCCCCAGAGCAGCUCCUGGUUGUCAAACUCCCUUCCCAUGUCCCUGGCACGUACCUGUAAUGCCAUUUUGUAUCUCAGACCACACAGAGCAGAUCCCCGGCAGAUGUAAGGCAGUCAUUCCCUUGAAGUCAGGAAAAUGACACUGAUUUGCAGCUCUGGGGAACCUGUCUUUUUCAGUCCCCUGUGUGUCCUCCCCCCAGCAAGGCUGCUACAGACAUCAGCAGGAGUGUCUGUGCCCUUCCCUCCCUGAGCAAUCUAAAGCAAUCUCUGCACAAUCUUCAUAAAAGGCCUUUGAUGACAUUAGCAGCAUUUAUGCCCUUAGAAGAAAGUUGUAAAACCAUAUUUGAGAGAGCAGAUGAGGGACCCUUCUAGCACCUGGGCAUCUGCAAGCUUCCAGUUCUCACAGAUUCAGAGAAGAUCAAAAGACGCCGCUACCCUGAAGUGUUUUGCAAAGUUGCCAAGCCCUCAGCUGUGCCAGGAAUACUCAACUCUUCUGGGAGAUGUUGAGCAUUUCACUUUCUCCACUGCUUUACUGAUACUGAUGCCUUCUUCCACCCCUGCUCCUGGUUCAAAUGGUGGAAAAAAAAAAAAUCAAGUUGGCUCAAAUUUCUUUUCUUGUUCCUCAUUUUGCAUUUAAAACCUCAAAAAAUUCUGUGAAGGGGACAUAAAUUGCUGGAGUGGGACCCUAGGUCAGGGUUCAGAAUUGGAGCAAUGAAACAGCAAAAACCUUAUUCCCAUAGUAGUAGUUUUGUUAGUGAAACAUUCAAUAAACUUUUUUCUGCAUCA